This is a messenger RNA of Hydatigera taeniaeformis, 4332 nucleotides long. The record is from the annotation of a GenBank genome assembly. Lineage: Eukaryota; Metazoa; Platyhelminthes; Cestoda; Cyclophyllidea; Taeniidae.
AUGAACAGCUUCUAUGAACUCUUGAAUCACUUGUCCUUACAGUUGUCUCGUCGUGGCCGAUUUGCUGGAGGCGCUUUCCUUCCCCUUCCGGUUGGGCGGCCGAAUUGGGCAAACUACACUACUACAACGUUAUGGAAUACCCUUCUAGGAACAACCCUCCGCCUCUCCGACGCCCAUGCUACCCUCUCCGACAUCUUUGGGAAGCACAUGGUCCAACGUCUCGCCGACAUGGACGAAGACGCGAAUCGUCUACAUAGACAAUGUCGAGAGAUGAUGGUGCGCUGCCAGGAGAAGGUGUUUGCCAACAUCGCUAAGCUGCAGUCUGAUCAGCGGGAAUACGGUCAACGCCAGAACACUCAACUGGACGCUGAUCGCAUCUGUAAGCGCAGUGAAGAAAAGCUCACUGCUGCACUCGAUUACAUCCAAUCAAAGAAGAAAGAGCCCGAGAAAAGCCAGAAAUUCCGGCGUGCUCAAGCUGACUACAAUCAAAAAUACCAGGCCUAUGAGAGUACAGUUUUGGCGACCAAUCAUGCGCGCAACGAGUACCUCAUUCAACUCUGUGCUGCCAACCAAAGCAUUCAUCGCUACUUCACUGAUGAAGUUUCCGAUAUUCUUGAUUGCAUGAGCUGCGGCCUACACAACGGUUUGGCGCGCGCGGCAAUGAUGCAUAUGAGCUGCGAGGAAUCAGUGAAAAACUGUCACGAUUCGGUACGCGAGAUGAUCAACCGCAACAUCACUGCACUUGACUGGCGCGCCGACAAGGCAACCUUCUUGCGUCGCAACGAAGUCGCCUUCUCUCGACCACCUGCAUUUUCCUUUCUCCCUUUCAAGGACGACUGUGAAUCGGAGGUGAUCGCUGUUCCUCCACUCCGUGACAGUUUAGCCGCAACUGCCGCUGAUCUGCGAGCCAACCUUGAUCAGUUGAAGACCUCAACGGAAGAGGCUUGGAACAAUCUGCAAGAAAUCGAGAAGAAACUGUUAGUGCUGAUCAAUCAAAAUGACUACGACGUCUCUGAAUUGUUCGCGGAUCCUGUGCUGUUGGGCAGGCGUCGGCGCCGCCGCUCGGUCAGUCCGGUUAACGGUGAGUCUGCGCGACCUGUUCCUCCAAGUCCAGCUGCUAACGCCGGUGGACCUGCUGCUGCAGCCUCCUACACUUCGCUCAACAAGGGUGGUGGAGGCGGAAGUUGUGGAGGUGGAAACACCCCGCUCUCCUCCUCUCUACCUCCCGAGGAUAUGGGCUCCAAGGCCUCCGUAGGCUCCUCCGGCACUGAAAUCCAACCUGGACUCUAUUUGGCCAUGCGUAAUACCUACCGGGAACAGCGAAUUCGAGAGGAGCGAAUCUAUAUGGAGCGGUUCUCUGCAUACACACAAGAAAUGCACCGUUGCAUUGUUAUGCAAGCAAAGCUAGCUGAGAUUGAGCGCGCUCUAGCCAACUACCAGUCAGCAGCAUCGCUUAAGUCCACGAAGAGACCACCACCCCUCCAUUCUCACCUCUUGAUAUCGGCGUCGGAGCAACCUCAUUGUUCACCCUACCUUUCUGCCGCAUCUGGCAACAGCAGUGGUGAUGCGACUCUGCCGGUAACUGUGUCGACGCCGUCGAGUGAGGCGGGCCCAAAAUCACCGUUUGGAGCACCGCCGCCGCCUCCACCUCCCGCCGCCACCACACCGCCUUCUACUUCUAACCCAAAUGCUACUGCAAUCAGCGUCGUGCAGCCGGCUGCUCUCGUAAAGAUGGCCACUCGCCGCGUCCUCCAGGUACCCAAUGUUGGACGACCCAAACUGUUUGGUGGAACUAUUGACGAAUACGUUACGAAGACUGGCGAACAGAUCCCUCGUGUAAUGCUGUCCUGCAUUCGCGUUAUCAACCUUUACGGCAUGCAUCACCAAGGGGUAUUUCGAGUUCCCGGAAGCCAGGCAGAGAUUAACAACUUCAAGGAGUCCUUUGAAUAUGGCGACGACCCCCUGGUUGGUCUUUCCGACGCACGCGACAUCAAUUCUACUGCGGGAUUGCUGAAGCUUUACUUCCGCGAGUUAGGAGAGCCACCAUUCCCCAAAGGAGUCUUCAUGGAACUUGUCAAAACUGUUCGGGAAAAACGCGAUUCAGAAGAGUGUGUAGACCGCCUUGCGUCGAUAAUUUCUUGCGGCCUGUCACAUUCUGUAUUCAUCGUCAUGCGCUAUCUUUUUGCAUUUCUCAACCACCUUGCUGAAUAUUCUGACGAAAACAUGAUGGAUCCUUAUAAUCUGGCAAUCUGUUUCGGACCAACACUGAUGCCGCCACCUCCAGAUCUAGACCAAGUGGAGUUCCAAUCUAAUGUGAACGACGUUGUGAAGCUCUGUAUUAACCACCACCGACGGAUCUUUGAUCCUACGGUGCCUGGUGCUUACUACGAGAAGUUCGCUGCCUACGCAUCUGCAGUCCCUCCAGUGCUGCCACGCACCAUAGCCAGUGAGGCUGUCAAGAAGGCUUGCAGUCUACGCCAUCAAGCUAACACUCACACAACCACAGCUACGACGGCAAUAACAAGUCAAGAGACUUCUGAGAGUGAUUCUCACCAUAGUCUCUAUAGGCCAGGCACAAGCACAUCCAGGGUGACCGACAGCGUGGGUGUCUCUCACAGACCCGGUAACAAGCAAGCGGACUUCAGUUCUUCGACGGAUCAACUAUCGAUCGACGAUGGACUCGAAGAUGAUAAUGACGAUGAAUCAGACUCGGACAUGGAAGGCGAUGAUUUUCGCCCACUCCAUGCAACUGCGUUGGCAAGUUUCGUGGGUACCAGCGCCCGUGAGCUCUCCUUCCAGCGGGGUGCAGAACUCUUGCUUUACCGUCGUCUCAACGAGCAUUGGUGGGAGGGACAGGCGGCCUCUGAGUCCGAUGGACCGCGCUACCUCGUGCCACAUCUCUACGUGAGGCUGCUGGCUGAAGACACCACACUCACAUCCAUCUCUGUCCGCAAUCCUGAUACAACAGUCGGUGUUACCACCGGCAAGGUUAUUAGACAUGUCGACGACGAUACGUCUCCUUCCUCCACGUCCAAACCCAUUGCUGCUUCAGCUAUUUCAUCGCCUUUAAAGAAGCCGUCACAUCAAUCUGAUGAUGAAGAAAUCAUUUCUUCUUGUGUUGUCACUCUCACCCCUACCUUGGGCAAGUUUUCUCCUACAUCCUAUCCUGCGGUUACCACGUCUGAUUCCCACAAAGACGCUACUCAUAGUGUGUCGCCUAUACCAGCCGGAUCUCGAUGUAUGAUUUCGUCCACCGAUUGCAAAAUCGGGACCAACAAUGCUGACGUGAAAACUCUCCCCGAGACUGACAAAAAAGAUUCUGCUAGUAAUGAUAGAGAAAGCGAUUAUGCCAAAAGAUACACUCGUGCUGAUGACAAUGAACUCGGCUAUGAGCAGGAGUCGGCCUCCACCUCUUCCUCUUCCUCUUCCCUCAUGACUCGAUCUAUGAGCAACUCUCCACCACAUGUGUCACCCCAAAGGCGAGCUGGCAGCAGAUGUUCUUGGGCGGGAACGCCCACAUCUACGGCCCUGGUAGCCUCAACAGUGCCUGGUUUGGAGACCCUACCAGAGGAUAGACUCGCAAAUAUUAGGCCUUCACUAAGAUCCCCCACUGUCGAGAGUUCUGAAAUUAAUGAGCCUUUUAAAGCCAGCAAUGGAUCUCUCAAUGACGUCGACUCCGCUCUUGCUGAGGUGGUGCGUGGCAUGGCGAGCCUGGAGAAGGACCGAUUGCAAGGACCCAAAGUUAGCACAGCAGCAGCGCAGCGGUCACGCGAAUUGGAGCAGAAAAUGCGUCUUCCUUCUGCGGCCAAAUACACCCCCGAUCUCAUUCUAGGACUUCCGGGUCGCCCUCAACCGGCGAACUGGGGUCGUGCUCCUGCCAAGUCGAAGGAGGACGAUUUGUUGGGACCAAGCAAGAAUGCUGCGGACACCUUCGCUGAACAGACAGGUGGCACGGUGCGCAAACGUGUUAGCACGCAAUUGGUCCAAUUCUCGGAAUCCUCGAAGCCACUGACCACAUCCUCUUCGCUCAGUAAUGAUCUCGGUCGCCCCGAGACAGCUGUAAAACCGGUCGCUGCCGCUGCUACAUGGCGAUCCAUAAGGAAAUUGACCUCCCAGUCAGAAGGAGAGAGCAAUGACACAAUGAGCAAGUCUCUUGUGAACGAGAGCAAAAGCGUGGAAAACGCGACAACACCCAACGCCACCGACUCACCGGUUCCAAUCAAGUGUGGAUCGAUAGCAGCUCGCGUUGCAGCCUUCGAAGCCUCCACCAGCAGCGGCGGUGCCUCUGGAAGUGGCUCCUCAACUCGUCCCAGUUGGGUUAAAAAGACUUAG